Messenger RNA from Theobroma cacao (cacao), 2565 nucleotides. Its product is annotated as protein NUCLEAR FUSION DEFECTIVE 4-like. NCBI's taxonomy places the organism in Eukaryota, Viridiplantae, Streptophyta, Magnoliopsida, Malvales, Malvaceae. The record is from RefSeq and is a predicted model, not a curated record. Gene Ontology annotation, cellular component: membrane.
AGCUUUUGCAUGACAAGUAGCGGGGCCAAAGCAUACUAGUACUCACAGGUGGCCGUGCUCAAAAGUACAAAACCCAAGCUCAGACAGCAGUCAGAACUCAGAACAGAACCCAAAAGGGAAAGCAAAAUCAGCAAGAAGGAGAGUCUGAAUCUGAAAAUGAAAUACAAGCUCAAUAACAAAUGGAUAUCAACAGUAGGCAGCAUAUGGAUCCAGUGCACCAGCGGUUCACUCUACACCUUCUCCAUCUAUUCCCCAACUCUCAAAUCUACCCAAAACUAUGAUCAAUCCACUCUCGACACCGUUUCCGUCUUCAAAGACAUUGGCGCCAACUGCGGCGUCCUCUCCGGCAUUCUCUACACCUUCGCCGUCCCAUAUAACCGCCACAGUCGCCUCGCUUCCUUUGGUGGGCCUUGGUUGGUCCACGUGGCGGGUGCCAUCCAAUCCUUUACGGGUUACUUCUUGAUCUGGGCUGCUGUAAUUGGCUUGAUUCCUCGGCCUCCGGUUGUGGGGAUGUGCUUGUUCAUGCUUUUGGCGGCGCAUGCUCAGAGUUUCUUCAAUACUGCUAAUGUGGUCACUGCUGUACGGAACUUUCCCGAUUACAGUGGCACUGCUGUUGGUCUUAUGAAGGGGUUUCUGGGUCUAAGUGGAGCAAUAUUAAUUCAAGUUUAUCAGACUAUAUUCAACAACAAGCCCACUUCAUAUCUUCUAAUGCUGGCACUGUUGCCCACUAUCAAUCCUUUUUUACUUAUGUGGUUUGUGAGAACUUACGACACUAAUGAACAAGAUGAGAAGAAGCUUCUCAAUGCUAUUUCACUUGUUUCUCUACUUGUUGGUGCUUAUCUUAUGGCUAUUAUAAUAUUGGAGCACAUUGUUCAUUUGCAAUUGGUUGUGCGGGUUCUUAUUUUGUUUGUGCUUCUAGUGUUAGUUGCAUCACCUCUGUGCAUUGCACUCAGAGCACAAGAAAGGGGCUUCCCUGUGAUUCAGCAGAGUUUGUUUUCUGAGGGGGACAAGUUAUUGGAUGAGCCCCAACAGCUGGAUGCUGGGACAGCAGCACAAGAUCCUGCCUGCUAUCAUCACUUUUCUACUGAUGCUGAUCAAGAGAUAAAUGCUAAUGAUACAAGGAAUCCCGAGGAGGAAGAAAACCUUAAUCUUUUACAAGCCAUGUGCACUGUGAACUUCUGGAUUUUGUUCUUUGCCAUGGCAUGCGGCAUGGGCUCAGGGCUUGCCACAGUGAAUAACCUUGGCCAAAUAGGUGAAUCUCUUGGUUACUUGAGCUUUGAGACUAAUACCUUAGUUUCUUUGUGGAGCAUCUGGAAUUUUCUGGGCCGUUUUGGUGCUGGCUAUGUAUCAGAUUAUUUCCUGCAUGUUAGAGGAUGCGCGAGGCCAUUGUUCAUGGUCCUCACUCUAGCUACCAUGAGUGUUGGUCAUGCUGUAAUCGCAUCUGGUUUGCCUGGUGCUAUGUAUGCUGGUUCAAUUUUGGUCGGUGUUUGUUAUGGUUCUCAGUGGUCCCUGAUGCCCACGAUUGCUUCUGAGAUAUUUGGUGUAAGACAUAUGGGUACUAUAUUCAAUGGCAUUACCAUAGCUAGUCCUGUUGGAUCAUAUAUUUUCUCUGUGAAAGUGGUUGGCUAUAUUUAUGAUAUGGAGGCAUCAGGGGAAGGGAACAGUUGCACUGGAACUCACUGCUUUAUGUUAUCAUAUCUUAUCAUGGCAUCUGCCACCUUAUUGGGUUCUCUUGCUGCUUUAUGCUUGUUUUUCCAGACCAAAAGUUUUUAUAAUCAGGUUAUACUCAGAAGACUGCUACAUUACAUGAGGGAGUAAUUUCUUAAUACUUGGACAUGUGGUGACUUAAAGGUAUCAGGGCCUCCUCCUUACCAUUGAGAUAAGGCCUCAUCGGCUGUCUAGGACUUAUUAUGCUAGUAUUUGUUUGUAGUAACAAGCUAACAGAGGCCCGAGCUAAACAUUAUGCUAAAGGAAACGGAAACAUGUCUGGAUAUAAGCUUAUUUCCCUGAAGAGGAGGAAGCUUUCUUCUUAAUUUUCAAAGGGAAUCAGCAUUAUAGGUGUAGAUUUGUCAUGAACUAUUGUUUGUUAUUGAGCAUGCUGAGGCUGGAAAUAAAAGGAGAUAUUUUCCUCGGUACAAAAGACCUGGAGGGUCUAAAAGAAAUUCUUUUACAUCUUUCUCGUAGCUGAAGUUGCCAAAAACUAUCAAUUAAUCAGGUGAAGUCUUUUGGGCGGGAGAUUUGAGGGUUGCUAUCAAGUAGAACUUGGAUGCAUUGCAGCAAUUUGAGGAAUAUAAUUUGGAGGAAGAAGAGUAGGAGAUCUUUGGCAUGAGUUUGGAACAUUUUCCGAAGUAGCUGACAUAUGAAGAUAAUGGGUUAGAUAUUGAGAUUAAUCAUAAAAGCUACUCUGUCAUUCUUACUUGGAAUGCUAUGUAACAUCCGGUUGACGAUGAAAUGUAUCACAAAAAUUCCCGGAAAAGUGAUUCUUGUGUGACAUGAAUCACAAGGAUUCUGGUGCUUGUAAGUAGUUCUGUUUUAUAAUAAUUAUUGAUUGUUGAUGUUGCAUUA